ACCUGAUCGGAAAUCGCACGGUCCAGGAAGUAGGAACCGGCUUCAACGAUGCGCAAGGUCGUAUAGGCGUAUAUUAAGGAAAUCCUUCAGAUGUGUUCUAAAUUGCGCACGUUUGAAUGUCCGUCAUAACCUAGACAGACAAUUUCGUCUCUCUCUCUCUAUCUCUCUCAAAAUUUGGUACUUUUGGAGGCAACCCCAAUAGAGUCCGUUGAAGUUACAGGUCUUACUGUUCAUUUUUCUCCCUCAAUUAACACUUAGUAUUAUUAUGCUUUUCACUCCUGAAGUUAAUGUAGUUUGAAUUGCAUAAAACCUCCCUUGCAAUUCAUCACAAUCUUCAAUCUAGGGUUCGAAUGUAUUUUUGUCCUACCUUUCGUUUGUAACCUCAAGUAGCAAUUUUUCAUAAUUGAGUACUUGAGCUUGGUUUGCUGUAUGGUGGUCUGACGGGUCCGAAUCUAAGUUGUAAUGGGUGAUCAGGAAAUACCCAAUUGGCUCAAAGGGUUGCCAUUGGCACCCGAAUUCCGCCCAACAGACACCGAAUUCGCGGACCCAGUUGCUUACAUAUCGAAGAUUGAGAAACAAGCGAGUGCUUUUGGUAUUUGUAAGGUGAUUCCACCAUUGCCCAGGCCUUCAAAAAAAUAUGUGAUUUCUAACUUGAGCAAGUCUCUUUUAAAGUGCCCGGAAUUGGGCGUAGAUGCGAACUCAGUAGAUGUUUCUUCUUCGUCGAAAAGGGAUUCUGGAAACGAGGCAAAUGAUGGGGAGGGUAGGGCAGUAUUUACCACACGGCACCAAGAAUUGGGUCAGAAUGCAAAAACAACUAAGAAAGCAGUGCAGCCCCAACCACCUGCUGUUCGUAUGCAAGUAUGGCAGAGUGGGGAAAUUUACACUUUGGAGGAGUUUGAAUCUAAGUCGAAGUCUUUUGCUCGGAAUCAGUUGGGUAUGGUUAAGGAGCUUUCUCCGUUACUAAUUGAAGCACUGUUUUGGAAAGCAGCUUCUGAGAAGCCUAUACAGAUUGAGUAUGCAAAUGAUGUGCCUGGCUCUGGGUUCGGAGCACCUGAGGGAUCAUUUCGGUACUUUCAUAGACGAAGGAGGAGGAGGAGGACAUUUAAUCGUAAUGGUGGAGGAAGCUAUAACAGCAUGAAAUAUCGAGUGGAUAGCACGACCGAUACUAGCGAAAACAAAGGGGAAUCAACCGAGAGUUGUACUAAUUUGGCUAAAGAGACAGCCAAGGAGUCUAUUAGUUUACCAACUACUAUAUUGUCCCAUGAAACACGACAAUUUUCUAGGCAGAAGAGUUCAAAUGCUUCUUCUAAUGAGAUGGAAGGUAGUGCCGGUUGGAAGCUUUCAAACAGUCCUUGGAACUUGCAAGUAAUUGCACGCUCACCUGGCUCACUCACACGUUUCAUGCCGGAUGAUAUUCCAGGUGUUACUUCACCCAUGGUCUAUAUUGGUAUGCUAUUCAGUUGGUUUGCUUGGCAUGUUGAAGAUCAUGAGCUUCACAGUAUGAAUUUCCUCCACACCGGCUCUCCAAAGACUUGGUAUGCAGUUCCAGGGGAUUAUGCGUUUUCAUUUGAGGAAGUCAUUCGUAAACAGGCCUAUGGAGGAAAUCUUGAUCGUUUAGCUGCCCUUUCACUCUUGGGCGAGAAGACUACUCUUCUAUCACCUGAAGUAGUUGUCGAGUCGGGAAUUCCAUGUUGUAGGUUAAUACAGAAUCCUGGUGAAUUUGUUGUUACUUUUCCAAGGGCUUACCACAUAGGCUUCAGCCAUGGUUUUAACUGUGGAGAAGCUGCGAACUUUGGAACUUCAACUUGGCUUAAAGUUGCUAAGGACGCUGCAGUUCGUAGAGCUGUUAUGAAUUUUCUUCCCAUGCUUUCCCAUCAGCAACUGCUGUACUUGUUGACCAUGUCGUUUGUUUCAAGGGUGCCAAGAUCCUUACUGCCAGGAGCACGAAGCUCUCGUCUGAGAGAUCGCCAGAAGGAAGAAAGAGAGUUGUCAGUGAAGAAAGCUUUCAUAGAAGAUAUUUUGGAUGAAAACAAUCUUUUGGCCAUUCUCCUUGGAAAAAAUUCUUCUUAUCAUGUAGCACUAUGGGACCUGGACUCAUUACCAUCUCCAAACAAAGAUUCUCAACUAUGCAGUAACAUUGCUACUGUCCUGACCACCACACCAGGAGAAACCGUUUGCUAUGAGGAUAAGAAUAAUCAUGAUCUAUUUAGCGAGAUGAGCUUAUAUAUGGAAAGGGUGAAUGAUUUGUUUGUGGAUGAUGAUGACUUGUCCUCUGAUUUUCAAAUUGAUUCCGGGACAUUAGCAUGCGUGGCUUGUGGGAUUCUUGGCUUUCCAUUCAUGGCUGUGGUUCAACCUUCUGAGAGAGCAUCAAUGGACCUUCUGCAAGAUGUAGCGUUUUCAAAACCUGCUGAGUCUCAUUGCCCUCCAGGCUUUGAUCACACAGUUGAGGAUUCUGUUUCAGAUGGACUGAAGGACAAGAUUGAAGGGAAUGAGAGCAAUAAGUCAAAUGGAGCAUCUCUAAUUGCCAAAUCGAUCAAAUCUAUGGUUCAUUCCUCAGAAGAUAUAUGUACUUCUCCCAGGUUUUACAAGGGAUGGAGUGCUACUAGGGGAUUUCUGAGACCAAGGAUAUUCUGCCUGGAGCAUGCAAUUCAAAUAGAGGAGAUGUUGCGUUCAAAAGGUGGAGCGAAUGUCCUUGUAAUUUGUCAUUCAGACUUUCAAAAAAUUAAGGCUCAUGCUGCAUCCAUUGCUGAGGAAAUCGGUAGUCCUUUUGGGUAUAAUGAUAUUCCAUUAGGUGAGGCAUCACAGGAAGAACUGAACUUGAUUGAUCUUGCAAUUGAUGAUGAAGAACACGAUGAAUGUGGCGAAGACUGGACCUCAAAAUCGGGUAUCAACUUACGGUACUGUGUCAAGGUCAGAAAAAAUUCUCCAUCUAAGCAAGUGCAACAUGCUUUGGCAUUGGGUGGCAUUUUCUCUGACGAUACUUCUCCCAAUUUCAACUCAUUUAAGCUUAAAUGGCCAUCUAGAAAAACUCGGUCAAAACGGAACUUAAAUAACUCGGUCCAUGUGAAAUCGUCUGGGAUCAUUCCAAUGGAGAAGAAAAAUGAAGUGCUGGGUACCAAGUCAGAUGGAACCACAGUUAGAAUAGAAAGUAAACUUAUCCAAUAUUCAAGAAAAAAAUUCAAGUCUAAGCGUUGUGCAUCAGAAAGACAUUGUGGAGGUUCAGAUGAACACAUAAACAACAGUGUAAUUCAGGAUAUCGUUUCUAACACUGAAAAUACAGGAAAGCCUUCCGAUCUUGGUGACUUGGGUUCCAAUAGAGAUUCUGAAUUUGUUAAUGAUCAUGGGGGGAAAUCCGUUUCAUCACAAACUGUGGAUUCACUUAUAGUGGCCACUUCUGGUGUCGAAAAUGUUGAGGAGGUGCCAAUUGAGGACAAUGAAAUGAUUGUGGAGGUCGAAGCUAGUGAUUCAACGAGAGGAAAUGGUUCUGAGAGAAAUAAGCAAUCCUGUGCUGAAAAUUCCAGUGUUUCUCUCUCCACUGAAGUUCAAAGUACUAUGGAUUUUGAUAUUCAGAGAGACCAUCAAAUCACAGAGGAAAUAAGCACGAUACAUGUGGCAUCAGUGGGUAAUUCUGAAGGGCAAUGCAGUAUGAAGUCUGACGGAGAUGCGAUGAAAGAGAAAGAUGCAUCUGAUCUUAUCAACUCGGGAGAGAACAUAGAUACGAGCAUUGAGGUACUUGAUUGCGUAGAAAGUAUGGAAGUCGCAUUAAAGACAAAUGUUGUUGGUGAGACGCAGAGUGAUAGUGAAAAUAGUUGCUUGCCUAAGAAGAAAGAAGUGGAAAAUACUGGCUUCACCGAGGUGUCCCCGAGGUCAAAUGCAAGAAAUGGAAGCAAAAGGAGGAGAGAAGUGGAGUUUGUUUUCAGUUCAUUUAUUCGGAGUCCCUGUGAAGGACUGAGGCCAAGAGAUGUGAAAGAUGCGAAAAGAGGCAAAACUGAGAGUACCGUAAUGUUUGAGGAGAAACCAGAAGCGAAAAAGGGGAAAAAACCUUCGGAUGAUUUGGUUUCUCGCAAAGAAAAGAAAGAGAAGGGAAAUCGGUCCAAUAGGUGUGACCUAGAAGGCUGCCGAAUGAGUUUCCAUACGAAAGCAGACCUACUCUUGCAUAAGCGUAACCGGUGUACGCACAAAGGGUGUGGAAAGAUAUUUAGCUCUCAUAAAUACGCAAGGCUUCAUCAACGAGUUCACGAAGAGAGUAGGCCCCUCAAGUGCUCGUGGAAGGGUUGCACGAUGUCGUUCAAGUGGGCGUGGGCCCGUACCGAGCACUUACGUGUUCACACUGGGGAACGUCCGUACAAGUGCAAGGUUGAUAGUUGUGGCCUUACUUUCAGGUUUGUAUCAGAUUACAGCCGCCACAGACGAAAAACCGGACAUUACGUGGACUCACCACCAACCUGAUGACGUUCUUAUUGUAUUGGGAUGUGUAAUUCAUGGUUAAUCAGGGAUUGUGAGUUUCUGGGUCCAAAAGUGUCUCGGAAACCUUGUGUAAAGUGCAUAGGUUAGGGGUUUGACAGAUCUUUUUGUUGGUACGUAGUUGAAAAUCCAAUCUGGGUUUUGGAGGUUUUCUUAUUUUCAUGUGGUUAGGAAUCAGGAACUUGUUUUUCUUGUGUGCUCGAUUGUUUGGCCACACUGGUGUGCUAAUUGGGAAGUUGAGAUUGUUCUAA
Messenger RNA from Rhododendron vialii, 4715 nucleotides. Its product is annotated as lysine-specific demethylase ELF6. Gene Ontology annotation, cellular component: nucleus. The transcript is spliced from 7 exons. Gene Ontology annotation, molecular function: histone H3K4me/H3K4me2/H3K4me3 demethylase activity. Gene Ontology annotation, biological process: chromatin remodeling. Lineage: Eukaryota; Viridiplantae; Streptophyta; Magnoliopsida; Ericales; Ericaceae. The record is from RefSeq and is a predicted model, not a curated record. The coding region runs from base 463 to 4449 and encodes 1328 amino acids.